GGGUGAUGUAGUGAAGUAUAUUCCUGAGUAUAGUGGGGGAGGUACAGUGUCCGGGACCUUGUGAUCAAAACAAUCGUGUCCUCCCACCUGUCACCAUGCUGGUUCUGGUACUAGGCGAUCUACAUAUUCCUCACCGCACGAGUUCUCUGCCUGCAAAAUUUAAGAAGUUGCUAGUUCCAGGUCGCAUUCAGCACAUUCUUUGCACUGGAAAUCUCUGCACAAAGGAGAGUUAUGACUAUCUCAAAACUCUGGCAGCAGACGUACAUGUUGUUCGAGGAGACUUUGACGAGACCAGUUAUCCAGAACAGAAAGUGGUGACAGUAGGACAAUUUCGCAUUGGUAUGUGCCAUGGCCAUCAAGUAGUUCCCUGGGGAGAUCCUGCAGCCCUUUCCCUCAUUGCCAGACAGCUGGAUGCUGACAUCCUCAUCUCAGGUCACACACACAAAUUUGAAGCAUUCGAAGCGGAAUCUCGGUUCUUUAUCAAUCCUGGCUCAGCUACAGGAUCUUACAGUGCUCUGGAUGGAGAGAUCACACCAUCAUUCGUGCUAAUGGAUAUUCAGAGCUCCACAGUCGUCACCUACGUUUAUCAGCUGGUUGGGGAUGAAGUCAAAGUGGAAAGAAUAGAGUACAAAAAAGCCAAUUAGGCAUUUUUUUUUAUUGAAGCAUGUGAUAAGCAGCAUGUUAAAUCAAACAGCAUCACCACACAAACAUUAUGAAACAACUAUAAGUCUGUGCUGCUGUUUUAAGUAUUUAUGUUAAAUCUUCAGUGUGGCGGGUCUCUCAUGCAGGGUUCAAGAGGCAUGGGUAGAUUACACCAUAUACUUUGAUCUGUAUAUUAUUCAUUACAUAACAUUUAAUUAAAUGGAAAUUUACUUUGUCAUUUAUUACUCAAUUCCCAGUGAAGUGGGAUUGAUCACUCAAUGAUAUAGCUAUUGCUGAUAAAAGGAAUUAUUUUUUUAAAUUUCUCAAGGUAUUAAUUUUUUAUGCAGUGGUGGGUAGUGUAAAAUGCCAGGAUAUAAUAUGAAGUUUAUUUGCAUGCAUAGCUAUUUAGAGAAGGAGCAUAUAUUAUAUGUUGACUAGAAAACCAUCUUAGGUACAUCUGCCUUAAAUAUUUUUUAAUACCUACUGAAGCUCAUGUUUAAGAUUACAGCAAAGCCUCAAUUAGUACAAAUAAUGAAUCCUGCUAAUCUCAUUUAUUGAAUUCAUACUAUUUUAAGUUGUUAUAACAAAGUAUGGUAAUUGGUCCCACUCCAAUGAAAAUAGAGUAUUUAAUGAAAUUUUUAAUAUAUUACCAGUAGAUAAUGAAAAUGUAUUUCUUAUUAGUUUAUUAUAAACAAAAAUAUUUUAGUAGGCUAGGCAGAAAUGUUUUCUCCAAGUCUUCAUACAUGUGCUUGUAUUUGUUGAAAACUUUAUCUGUAUCUUGGCAGACUUGCAUGCUUUGAGGGUCAGCAUCCCUAACCUCUCGUUUUAAAACUUCCAGACCUUGAAAUAUUUUCUUGCAAUCUUUGAUGGUGAAUGCCUUCAUUUGCACAUUGUCUAAUUCUUCAGAUGCACACUAUUGAUCUAUAUUAAGGUCUCCAUCAGUCAUUUCUUGCAGCAUGAUUCAGGCAAGUCAUGGACAUUUGUAGAGUUCAGUUCAUCAAAACUGAGCUGCCUCCAUUGUCUUUUUCUUCAACAACAGCUGUCACUAUCUGCACUGGCAGACUCGCCAGUAAUUUUAACAUUAUGCAGUUUUUUAUUUUUAAAAUGGUCAAACAAACCAUUACCUGCAAUAAAAGUUUCUUCAGUUUCUGCAUGAACUCUUUUCUUUAACCCUUUCAGGGUUUCGGCCGUACAAGUACGGCUUACGCAUCAGGGUUUUUGACGUACUAGUACACUUAAAUUCUAGCGCCCUUAAAUCUAGUGAGAGAAAGCUGGUAGGCCUACAUAUGAAAGAAUGGGUCUAUGUGGUCAGUGUGCGUGGUAUAAAAAAAAAAAUCCUGCAGCACAAAAAAACUUUGACCGUGUUUUUGGAUUAAACCAGCGACUUUGCACUGUAUUUUCGUAUGGUAUUUAUUGUUGUAUUCUAGUUUUCCUGGUCUCAUUUUAUAGAAUGGAAGACAUAUUACAGAAGUUGAGAUGAUUUUGACUGGUUUUACAAAGAAAACUACCUUGAAAUUGCGCUCAAAGUAGCAGAAAUGUUCGAUUUUUACCAAAGUUCAAAAGUAAAAUUGUGCUAUGCGUUCAAUACACGUCAACUGGCGAGUCUAAUAUUCUUUCACAAGUGCGCUGAUAUUUAUACCAUUUCUACACCAAUGCAGUAGUCUGCAUAACAGUAAAUCUUAUUUUUUUGUGAGAAUAAAAAUUCAAAGUGGAAAGCAAAAGAAUGUAAGAGGGGCAUGGGGACAUGACUAAUGAACAGAGGAAAUGCUAUUUUAGUGCCAGGAAUGUCUUUCUUGUUUAUUCUGGACCCUAUUCAGAAAUUGGCAUCUUUUGAAAUUUGUGUGAAAUUGGCUAAAUUCCGACCACUGUACUGGCUAGUUGAAAUUGGUAAAUGGGUGGUUUCUUGUACUCAUUCGAUAGAAAAAAUGAGUUCUAACGAAAUAGUUAUGAUUUUUGUCAAUAAGUACACUGGAAUUGGCCGAAAAUAGGGCUCAAAGUGGGCAAAAUCACCGAUGCAUAAAUAUCGUCAAGACCGCUAACUUUGCGAGAGCAUAAUUCCUUAAGUUUUCCAUCAAAUUUCAUACUUUUGGUGUCAUUAUGAUUGGGAAAAGAUUAUCUGUCUUCAUAAUUUUUUUUUUUUUUUUUUUUUUUUUGAAAUUUGGCCGACCCUGACAACAAAUCUCUGAGAGGGCCUGUCGACCCUGAAAGGGUUAAUUACCAUAAAGAGACUAAGCUUUUGUUUGAAUUGCUUUUUGCUAAGAGUAAUACAUUUUUGGUUGCAGUCUUGUACUCUCACAGAUAAUCACUCCAUUUCUUUCAUUGUAAUGUUUGUUUCUAGUAGUAGUUAGCAAGCCCCAAAAAGCUAAUACAACUGUACCCUUAUCUUUUAUUUCAUCUGUGUGUUUUAUAGCAUUACGUUCCAUAGAUUCAUGCAUUCCAACAUCUCUGCCUAUUUUAGAGGUGCUAUCACCCUGUGCAUGUCACUAUUACAUCAAUUUUUUUGCCCUUAUAAGCCUUCCCCCCCCCCCCCCCCUUUUUUUUUUUUUUGCCCUUGCAUUAUUUAGACUAAUUAUUCUUGUAUUUGUCCAUAUUAGCUAAGGGCAGUUUUAAAAAAAAAUAAAAUACAGUACGUGUAUAGGAUAAUCUAUGGUACAUCUCUACGUGACACUGGGCAAGUGGGGUGAUCCGUACACUCGUACUGUACUAACCAAAUUUUGACUUAUUAAAUAAGGUCUGGUAUUUUAUAAUUUGUUCCAAAUUGAAUUGCGUACUAUUCAAAUUUGUACUAAUCAAGGCUUUAGUGUACACUUUCUUUAAUAUUAUAUGUAUCUGAAAGCAGUUUAAAAUUAUAGUCCAAGAAAAAUUUUUCACGAUAGUUGGCUUAUAAGAAUACAGACAAAAACCAGAGAAUAAAAAAUAGUGGUGGAAGAAAAGCAAAAUGUACUGUACUAGAGUUAAGGCUGAUGUGUGGUCUAGUGGCCAGUUUUAGGAUUGAUUUGCCACGAGUUUGAAUACUCUUCAUUUCCUGCUGUGUUAGAGGACAUUUUCACUUACUGCACCCACUGAGUUAAUUUUUCAAGGGGUUUCUGUAUCCACAGUAAUUUAAACUUAUCCCCACUGCAGUACUAAGAGCGAUUUAGCAUUUUUUGGUCACUCAGUCUAAAGAAAAACUUAGCAAUAGUUGCAUAAUUUUUUUUUUUUUUUUUUGGCUUAUAGUAGUUUCCUCAAGGGGACCAUUUUGAUUGGGUACUGUCCUUCAUUGCAUUAUUUAACUUAAAACUAUGUAUAUAGGGUAUAAUUUUUUAUAAAUUUUCCUUAGUUAUCAUUUACUGAUGACUGUUUUCUAUACCUUUUUAUAUAAUUGACUUUUUGGUUGUUUACCUGUUUAUUCUUCCUUCAUUUUCCCUUAAUCAUCCUGAAAAGUGUUUUGACAAUUUUUACUGCUAUGUACAAAUUGAUAUCAUUAAAAUGGAGUCUGUAUUAAACUAAUUAUAAUAUUCUAAACUUUCUCAUCUUUGAAGAGGAAUAUGAUUGAGAUAUAUAUAUAUAUAGCAUAUUUGCUUAAGGAAGAUCUAUCUACAGUAUAAACAUUACAGUACUUGGAAAAUCUGUAGGGGAUCAUAAUUCCCUUUUGUUAACCACAUACUUCUCCCUCUUAUAAGGAAGAGCAGAUUAUGAUGAUGUAUGCAGUAUAGAUAUACAAAUUAUAUCUGGUGUUGGCUGAUACAACAUGUAGGCCAAUAAAAUAUACAAAGAUUUUUUUUUCAUAAAAAA
Cherax quadricarinatus is the source of this 4416-nucleotide messenger RNA. The record is from RefSeq and is a predicted model, not a curated record. Lineage: Eukaryota; Metazoa; Arthropoda; Malacostraca; Decapoda; Parastacidae.